GGGAAGAGAAUGAUGGACAGGGGGAGAAGUCAAUGCCGUGGGCAGCUCUGUUAGCGGGGCGCGUUCGCAGGGCAGAAGGGCAGAGGCGGGGGUCGAACGCGGCUAUUGGUGGAUUGCGGGCCGCAGAGCACGUCGAGCGCGUUUCCGGGCGGAGAGAUGGCCGACGAGAUCUGCAAAGCACGGGAGGCCAGGCCGGGCGGAGAUACCAUUUUCGGGAAAAUCAUCCGCAAGGAGAUCCCAGCCAAGAUCAUCUUCGAGGAUGAUCGGUGCCUUGCGUUCCAUGAUGUUUCUCCGCAAGCUCCAACCCAUUUCCUAGUGGUUCCCAAGAAGCCUAUUGCUCAGAUAUCUCAAGUGCAAGAUUCUGAUGAAGCACUUCUUGGGCACUUAAUGAUUGUGGGUAAGAAAUGUGCGGCUGAAUUGGGCCUGACCAAGGGAUACCGAAUGGUGGUGAAUGAAGGGCCAGAUGGUGGUCAGUCUGUCUACCAUGUACACUUACAUGUCCUUGGUGGUCGUCAGAUGGGUUGGCCUCCUGGUUAAGAUGUUGCUUGAUAAAGAAUUGUGCUGAGUCCAUCUCUUGAAUAUAGUCAGCAAAUGUUUGAAAUACCAACCACUAUCAAUGAGUUCAUCCGUUUAACAUGUCUUAGGAAAUACACAACUUUGUGUAAACAUUGUUCAUUAAAGUCACGAGCAUGUUGGA
Molecule: messenger RNA, 697 nt
Organism: Eublepharis macularius
Lineage: Eukaryota; Metazoa; Chordata; Lepidosauria; Squamata; Eublepharidae
Gene: HINT1
Product: histidine triad nucleotide binding protein 1
Exons: 3
Coding region: 157-537 (126 amino acids)
Biological process (GO): purine ribonucleotide catabolic process
Cellular component (GO): cytoplasm; nucleus
Molecular function (GO): hydrolase activity
Source: RefSeq, a predicted model, not a curated record